Molecule: messenger RNA, 2291 nt
Organism: Haliotis rubra (blacklip abalone)
Lineage: Eukaryota; Metazoa; Mollusca; Gastropoda; Lepetellida; Haliotidae
Product: solute carrier family 40 member 1-like
Exons: 8
Coding region: 193-1950 (585 amino acids)
Biological process (GO): iron ion transmembrane transport
Cellular component (GO): membrane
Molecular function (GO): iron ion transmembrane transporter activity
Source: RefSeq, a predicted model, not a curated record
UUUUGUUCCUGAGAGAAACAGUUGUGACGUCGUUCAUACAGUGUGGGUGAAAACAUACUCUGUCUAGAACCCUUCACACCGACUAUGCCAGUUGACAAGAUCCGCUGAUACAACAGCCAGCGUAUCAUCGUUUGUGGCAACCUUUGGCAAUAUUGGGCAAUAUUUGGCAGUCUGUUACAGCUGAGGGCAAGUAUGGCCGACACAAACAAAUGCUGGUGGCCGAGAUGGUGCGUGCACCCGACUAACAUGUAUAUCUACAGUAGCCAUUUCCUGUCUUCAUGGGGAGAUCAUAUGUGGAUAUUCGGGUCUGGUCUGCUCCUGGUGGAGAUCCUGCCCGAGUCCCUUCAACUGACGGCCAUCUACGGCCUGAGCGUGGGCAUAGCGGUGCUACUACUAGGGGCGCUGAUCGGAGACUGGGUGGACAGGACAGGGAGACUUCGAGCCGUCCAGACAGCGCUGAUCCUUCAGAAGACGUUCAUUGUCCUGUCUGUGGCGACUGUUUGUGCCUAUCUGUGGUACAGAGACUCAACGGACGAACCAAUGGUGGGCUGGAAGCAGAAUCUCUGUUACGGAGUUAUCAUCCUGUUCGCGGUGCUGGGUAAUCUGGCCCAGGUUGCACGUGUGAUUACCAUAGAGAGAGACUGGGUUGUGGAGAUCUGUGGUGGGGACAGCGACAUGUUGGCCAGUAUGACUGCAACAUUGAGAAGGAUCGAUCUAGGAACUAUGGUCUUGGCUCCGAUCGUCACGGGUCAGAUUAUGACUCAGUUCGGACUGAAGGUCUCGGGUGUGUUCAUCGGGGUGUGGAAUGCUGUCUCCGUCUUCUUCGGCUACUAUCUCAUGUGGAAGGUGUACCAGACUGUGCCGUCUCUCAGGAAGGACAAGAAACUCUGGAAAGGAAAAGGCCUCGGUUCCACAACUAUCCAUGAAGACAGCCAUAUAAGGUUGGCCGACGUCACAGCCUACCCUCAACUGAACUGUAAAGAUCCUCUGGUGUCAGAAAACUCAAAGGCGUUGGAUGACCCAGCCACGCCACCACUUGCUGAAGCGGAGAUUGACGUUAAUGAUGGAGACUCCAGCUGCUUAAGCCGCUUCUUCUACAGCUUCAUAGUGAUGUACAGAGGGAUGCGGACCUACAAGAGAUACGACGUCUUCCGGGCCGGCUUGGCGCUGGGGUUCCUCUAUUUGACUGUUCUAGGCUUUGACGGGGUCACAGUAGGUUACAUAUACACACAGGGCGUGUCCGAGUCCACCCUGGGGCUACUGAUGGGCGGGGCAGCCCUUAAUGGCGUCUUCGGUACCAUGGCCUACCCAGUGAUCAGACGUCGAAUUGGCAUCGUUAGAACUGGACUCGUUGCCCUAGGAGCUCAGUGGAUCUUCUUAACACUGUGUGUACUUUCUAUCAUGCUGCCCGGUAGUCCCUUUGACCCUUACUACUGGUCAAGGUCCCCAGAUGACCUUACCAAGAUCGACAACUGCACCUACGUCAACACUUCCGUUCCGCUGGGGGCGGGGUUGUUCAACGUCACCGGUGAUGGACAGGAGGGUGUCUGUCAAGGGAAGGAAUCGGCGCCAAUGUCAAUCAUCUCCAUCUGUGUGUUUAUGACUGGUAUCAUUGGAAACAGAUUUGGGGUGUGGAUGGCGGACUUAACAAUUACCCAGCUGUUUCUUGAAACCGUGGCAGAAUCCGAAAGGGGCGUGGUUAACGGAGUACAGUCGUCAAUCAACAUGCUUAUGGACAUGUUGAAAUUUGCCCUGGUGGUCGCUUUGCCCCGUCCACCGCUCUUCGGUUUUCUGGCGAUCAUAUCGUUCUGUUCCGUCACCACAGCCGAUGUACUGUAUGCAUCUUAUUCAAGAAGAACCAGAGGCCAUCUUUUCCAUUUUACUGAUUGUGGAAGGCCAGAAAAGAAGACUAGAGCUCAACAGAAUAACACAAAAUCAGCAUUUGCCUAGAAAAAUCUAAAACAUCUGAUGUUUACCUGUAGUUCGUAUGGUAUCAUAUAAACACAUAUGACUUGCUUUCAUCGAAACAAAUAAAAGACUUCAGUAUGCUUAGUGGACGUAAUAACUUUAUUGAAUCCUGUGAAUUAAAUUGAACGUUUAUAUAACUGUCAAAACAAAAUCACAGGUUUUCAUGAAAGAAAGCCAUUUGUGUUUUAAUAUCCAUUAGAUACCACAUGUGAGUAUAACGAUUGGAUCUAGUUUGAAAUAUACUGUAUAUAAGUCAAUCGUGAAAAGUCCAAGAUGGCUGGCAAAUGUUUAUAUACUGAAAGCCAUUAAAAACGCAAUUGGUA